ACCAACAUCGUGGAGUCGCUAUGUUCUUUCCUUUUCCUCUCCUCUCCUCUCUUCUCUUCAUAAAUUUAAUAUAAGACAGAUUUUUCCUAAUAAUUUUUGGAGACCGAUUUCUUUAUAUACAGCUUUCACAUCGCAGAGUUGGAAUAGCGGGGAUAGGGAUUGAGAUCUUGGAUUGCGACGAUGGUUGGCGUUCUGGCUCUUGCGAUCUUGGGGGUAACAGCGUACUUGACGCUGAAGGUGGUGCGGAAUUUCCUGCUCAAUCUGGAGCGCGCGAAGAAGUCAGGCCUGCCGUAUGUUAUUGGGCUCUUCCCUCCGACGGGAUUCGUCUGGAUUGGUCUAGGAGAAAUUAUCGGGAUACCACUCAGCAGGAUACCCUAUGCCAGAGAGUGGUCAUGGCUCCAGAUCAUCCACCUCCAAGGCUCAUGGCGGGUACUGCGAAAAUUAGAGGAGAAAUUGGGGGAUACAUUUCUGCUCGUCAACCCGCUGAAGCUUUACAUGAAGACCUCGAACGCCGAGCUCGCAACGCAGAUCACCGCGCGCCGCACCGAGUUCACGAAACCGACCGAGGGGUACGACCUCGUUGACAUAUUCGGGAAAUCCAUACUCACACAAGAAGGGCAGGAGUGGCGCCGACACAGGAAGAUUGUAGGGCCGAGCUUCUCGGAGAAGAGUAAUCGGCUUGUGUUUGAGGAGUCGCUGAGGCAGACGGAGGGCAUGAUCGGUCUGUGGGCCACGCAGGGAACGAACACGACGGCGGAAUUGAGGGUUGUGAAUACGCCUGAAGACGCGGCGACUCUGAGUCUGCAUGUUAUCUGUGCGGCGGGCUUUGGGGUCCCGCAGGUCUGGCCAAAUCAGACGGAGGAGAUUUUGGACCAGAAGGGGUUGCAGGCUUUCAGCAAAUUUAAGCUGACGGGCGAACAUACCUUGUCGUUUAAAGAUGCCUUGAUCUCAUUGUUGAAGCACCUUUUGUGGUUUGUGCUGUUCAGCCCGUCGGUGUUGAAAUCGUCUCCACUCAAGGUCCACCAAACAACAUACAAGGCAUUCAACGAAUGUAAAAUGUACUUUGAAGAGCUUUUCGACCUCAAGAAGCAACAAAUCGAUCUUGGAGAAUCUGAGGAAGGGACAAUGGAUCUGAUGGGACCAAUGAUAAAGGCCAACUAUGAAUCCUCCGCCACCGAUUCCAAGACUGGUGAUGCACCAAGUACAACACUUACCAAAAAGGAAAUUCUCGGAAACGCCUUCAUCUUCCUUUUUGCGGGGCACGAGACAACAGCAAACAGCAUCCACUACAGCAUCGUCUUCCUCGCCAUCCACCUCUCAAAACAACGCCACUUACAAGCCGACAUCGACAGCAUCGUCGGCUCCAAGCCCAUCUCAGAAUGGAGCUACUACGACGACAUGCCCCGCCUCUUUAACACCAUGCCUGGAGCCGUGAUCCACGAGGAGUUGCGCCUCAUCCCCGCGAUUCUGAAUGUGCCGAAGGGGACGAAGGGCGAUCAAGUAGUGACGAUAGAUGGCCGACAGUUCAUGGUGCCGGAUCGGACGUUCGUUCAUUUGAAUAUCGUGGGCACGCACAGGAAUCCACGGUACUGGCCUGAGAAACCGAAUGAGUUUUUGCCUGAGCGGUGGUUGUCUUCCCAAUCCACCCAGAGCUCCACCACAAUCAUAGACAAAAAGGAGGAGGGCGUCGGAAAGGAAGUCACUGGUGCUGAUGGAUUGGAAAAGGCUUCAUUCGAGACUUCUGGCUCGACGAGUCUUGUUAAACCUGUGAAAGGGAGUUACAUCCCUUUUUCUGAAGGUGCAAGAGCAUGUCCAGGGAAGAGAUUCGCGCAGGUUGAGGGAACGGCGGUUCUUUCUGCGCUAUUUCAUAGAUAUAGUGUGGAGCUGGAUGUAAGUGAGUGGGCGAGUGAUGAGGAGGUUGAAGGGAUGGGGAGGGAGGAGAAGAGGAAGGUGUAUGCGAAGGCGGUGGAGAAGGCGGAGAUGAUUAUUCGGAGGAGCGAGCAGAUAAUUACCGUGCAGAUGUUGCCGGGCGAUAGAGUGCCGUUGAGGUUUGUGCAGAGGGGGAAGGAGAGGUUUGGGGAUUUGUGACGUGGGCGCGUGGGGGAGACGUGAGAUGUGUACUUCUACGGCACAUGAAUAACAAAGUCUGCAGAUGAGAAUUGGAUAUAAUUUCCUCGGCAG
This is a messenger RNA of Hyaloscypha bicolor E, 2181 nucleotides long. RefSeq names its product cytochrome P450 monooxygenase-like protein. The coding region runs from base 181 to 2088 and encodes 635 amino acids. The record is from RefSeq and is a predicted model, not a curated record. Gene Ontology annotation, molecular function: iron ion binding; heme binding; monooxygenase activity. The transcript has 5 exons. Lineage: Eukaryota; Fungi; Ascomycota; Leotiomycetes; Helotiales; Hyaloscyphaceae.